Poecilia reticulata (guppy) is the source of this 5200-nucleotide messenger RNA. RefSeq names its product sema domain, seven thrombospondin repeats (type 1 and type 1-like), transmembrane domain (TM) and short cytoplasmic domain, (semaphorin) 5A (gene sema5a). Gene Ontology annotation, biological process: neural crest cell migration; semaphorin-plexin signaling pathway; positive regulation of cell migration. The record is from RefSeq and is a predicted model, not a curated record. Gene Ontology annotation, cellular component: plasma membrane. Lineage: Eukaryota; Metazoa; Chordata; Actinopteri; Cyprinodontiformes; Poeciliidae. Gene Ontology annotation, molecular function: chemorepellent activity; semaphorin receptor binding.
GGGCGCAGUGCUCAGCUAACAAAAACCUCGCUCCUGAGCUGCGCAGCUUUAACUGAAAGCGGCAUUGUGGACACAGCGCCCACCUCCGCUCCUCUGGCUGUGUUUUCUUUUUCUUUGCACAAGCAGCCAUUAUAGCUGAGAUACAAAAGUUUUUUUUUUUCUUUUCUUCUUUUUUUUUUUUGCUUGCGUGUUCAAGGUGCAAGUGCUUCUUUUGUUUAAAAGCCGAACGCGACACGGAGUGAAGGCAUUCGCUGCGUGGCGCAGCGCGACAGUGCGGUGUCCGAUUACGAACCACCGUGCGCCGGGCGGCUUGGUCCCGGUGAGCGCUUCCCCGUGGGGCAGAAAUAGCACACUUUGGCUCCGGAGGGACGAGACGGAGCACAGAGGAAUCCCUGUAGAGACAAGGAGUUUUUUUGUGUGUUUUUUUAAAAUUAUUAUUACAAUUAUUUUUGAACGUGGUCGUCAUUCCCAGAGACAAAUAAGCUGUAAGGAUAUUUCAUCUCCAGCUCCUCUUCAUUUCCAGUUACCCUCCACCACUCUUCUCACUGGGACAAGACACGCAGUUUGGCUCAGUGCUAGAUGAACGGGAGUUGGGCACUUUACUUGGUGUGUCCUCUUGCUCUUGGCCUUUGAGGCCUAAGGAGAAAAGAAGCGAAGCCCAGACCCCCAUGGGACGCCCUGUUAUCCAGCAUGCGCUGCUGCUGUUGCAGUGCAUGUUGGUCCUGCGCCCUUGUGGUGUUGCCAGCAGGAGAGGGCCGGUGCUGCUGCCUGAAUCUCCCUGCCACAAGACGGAGCACCCACUCAUCCCACACUCAGAGAUGGAACCAUGGAUUUUCAGGUUCAAAGCAGAGGGCACGGUGGAUUAUUCACAGCUGACCUUCGACCCUGGCCAGAAUGAACUGAUCGUUGGUGCCAGAAAUCACCUCUUCAGGCUCAACCUUGAAGACUUGACAUUGAUCCAGGAGGCUGAAUGGCACUGUGAUGAGUUCACCAAGGGAGCCUGCUUCAGCCGUGGGAAAUCCGAGGAGGAGUGCCAGAACUACAUUAGGGUGCUGCUGGUUAAUGGGAACAGGCUGUUUACCUGUGGAACCAAUGCAUUCACCCCCAUCUGCACCAAUCGAACGCUGACGAACCUGACUGAGAUCCACGAUCAGAUCAGCGGGAUGGCUCGGUGUCCCUACAAUCCCCUGCACAACUCCACAGCCCUCAUCACGUCCAGCGGAGAGCUCUACGCCGCCACCGCCAUGGACUUCUCUGGAAGAGACCCGGCCAUCUACCGCAGCCUUGGCGGACUGCCACCAUUACGCACUGCCCAGUACAACUCCAAGUGGCUAAACGAGCCAAAUUUCGUCUCCUCCUAUGACAUCGGCAACUUCACUUACUUUUUCUUCCGAGAAAACGCGGUGGAGCAUGACUGCGGCAGGACCGUGUUUUCCCGAGCCGGACGUGUUUGCAAGAAUGACAUCGGUGGCCGCUUCCUGCUGGAGGAUACGUGGACCACCUUCAUGAAAGCCAGGCUGAACUGCUCCAGGCCAGGAGAAAUUCCCUUCAACUACAACGAGCUGCAGGGCACCUUCUACCUGCCUGAGCUGGAGCUGCUCUAUGGCAUUUUUACGACUAAUGUAAACAGCAUUGCUGCAUCUGCAGUGUGUGCCUUCAAUCUCAGUGCCAUAUCCCAGGUUUUUAAUGGACCUUUUAAGUACCAGGAAAACUCGCGAUCGGCUUGGCUGCCCUACCCCAACCCAAACCAAAACUUUCAGUGCGGCACCAUCAACUCUGGCUCCUAUGUGAACCUGACUCAAAGGAACCUGCAGGAUGCACAGAAGUUUCUGCUGAUGCAUGAGGUGGUCCAGCCAGUGGUCCCCGUUCCUUAUUUCAUGGAAGACAACGUACGCUUCACUCAUAUAGCAGUGGAUGUGGUGCAAGGGAAAGACACGCUGUUCCACAUCAUUUAUUUGGCCACUGAUUAUGGCACUAUCAGAAAAGUGCUGUCUCCUCUCAACCAGUCCACGGGGAGCUGCCUAUUGGAGGAGAUCGAGUUGUUCCCGCCCAGGAAGAGGCAGCCGAUACGGAGCCUGCUGAUCCUGCACAGCCGCAGCGAGCUUUACGUGGGCUUCAGGGACCAGGUCAUCAAGCUACCCCUCAAGAGAUGCAGCUACCACAAGAGCAGAGAAGCCUGCGUAGGAGCCAGGGACCCGUAUUGUGGCUGGGAUUUGUUGCUGAAAAAAUGCACCACCCUGGAGGAAAGUGUCAGAAUGAGCCAGUGGGAGCAGAGCAUCACAAAAUGUCCAGUCCGUAACAUUACAGUCGAUGGGGGCUUUGGUGCCUGGUCUGGCUGGUCCACCUGCACCCACAAUGACGGAGGCAGCUCAGGGGCUUGUUUGUGUCGGACGAGAGCCUGCGAUAACCCUGCCCCUCAGUGUGGCGGCCAGAAGUGCUACGGGAUCAGCGUUGAAGUCGCCAACUGUUCCCGAAAUGGAGCUUGGACUCCUUGGACUUCCUGGUCCCCUUGCAGCACCAGUUGUGGCAUCGGCUUCCAGGUGCGUCAACGCUCCUGCAGCAACCCAACGCCUCGCCACGGUGGGAGAGUGUGUGUUGGCCAGAAUCGUGAGGAAAGGUACUGUAACGAACACCUGCCCUGCCCUCCCCAUGUGUACUGGUCGGCCUGGUCUGCUUGGGAACGUUGCAACGUGCCCUGUGGCGGAGGCAUCCAAUCCCGACGCAGAACCUGUGAGAAUGGCAACGACUGUCCAGGCUGUGGUCAGGAGUACCAGUCCUGCAACACCCUGCCGUGCCCCGACCUCAAGAAGACGACGCCCUGGACGCCGUGGACGCCCGUCAAUAUCUCCGACAACGGCGGCCACUACGAGCAGCGUUUCCGCUACACCUGCAAAGCGCGCAUCCCCGACCCAAGUCUCCUGGAAGUGGGGAGGCAGAGGAUUGAGAUGCGCUACUGCUCCAGCGACGGAUCCACUGGCUGCUCCACUGACGGUGAAGUUCUUCGUCUGGGGAGGAUCUCUGGCCACACGGUGAAUGGCGGCUGGUCCUCCUGGAGUUCCUGGUCUCAGUGCAGCAGAGACUGCAGCCGAGGCAUUCGGAGCAGAAAGAGGACCUGCAGCAGCCCAGAGCCGCGGUACGGAGGACAGACGUGCCUGGGCCCGGCGCAGGAGUUUCAGGAGUGCAACAUCACACCCUGUCCAGUGGACGGCAGUUGGUCCUGCUGGUCAUCGUGGUCCAAGUGCUCUGUGACUUGCGGAGGAGGACACUACAUGAGGACGAGGACCUGCAGCAACCCUCCGCCAGCCUACGGAGGAGACAUCUGCCUGGGACUGCACACCGAGGAAGCACUGUGCAGCACGCAGGCUUGUCCAGAGAGCUGGUCCAGCUGGUCCGAGUGGUCCCACUGUGACUCCAGCGGCGCCCAGCUGCGAGUGCGUCACUGCGACGUCCUUUUCCCCACUGGAAACCAGUGCUCAGGAAACAGCAGCGAGACCAGACCCUGCUCCCCUGACUCCAACUUUAUACCAGAAGUCUCCAUCGCACGCUCCAGUCAGGAGGAGAGGCGCUGUGGAGAUUUCAACCUUUUCCACAUGAUCGCAGUGGGUCUCAGCAGCUCCAUUCUCGGUUGCCUGGUCACGCUGCUCGUCUACUCCUACUGCCAGCGCUACCAGCAGCAGUCCCACGACGCCACGGUCAUCCACCCCAUCUCCGCCGCCCCGCUCAACACCAGCAUCACCAACCACAUCAACAAACUGGACAAAUACGACACCGUGGAAGCCAUCAAGCCAGACGUGUCGGUACUCUUGCCUCUGGACGACCCUGCCAUGCACCAGCCUCUCUCUGCUAACAUGGGGGUGUCUAUGCGUGGACUGGAGAUUUUCUACUAACCAACCUCAACAACAUCCUGCUUCUUGACUCCCCACUCCAACCAAAACCCCGACAACUCUUUGACCCCCGCCCCUCAUCCAGUACUACUUCCUGUUCCCAAACGAGUCCUGCCCUUGCACUUCCUGUGGCACGUCCUGUGCGUGGCAGGUUGGGAGUACAGCACUCUAGUUUCUCUUUUUCUGCUCAGACCCCCUUUCAUCCUUCCAUCAUGGCUGCCUCCCUUCUCUCUCCCAGCUUGCGAGAAGGCAGUGUAUCCCUCCCCGUUUUUGUGCUUACAUUUGCAUGUCUGUUUUUUGUUUGUCCUUCAUGUUAUGCUGUAUUUUUUAAUUGAUCAUUUAAUUGGAUGGGUUGUAAAGGAAAUAUCGUUGUAAGGUUGGCUUAUUACCUUCCUCUGUUACCUCUCUAUCACUAACGGCGCAUUACCAUUCAGGCAAAUUGUGUCUGCCGUACCAGAAACUCCAACUUAAUCAUUCUUAAGCCCAUUAUAAUAUGCUUAAAGGAAGAGGACAGAGUAGAUGAUGAUGCAAACAAGCAUUGCUGCACAGCUGUUUAAAGAUAACCAAGUGGACACCUGCAGAGAUACAUAAGCAUCUUUGGUGCUGCAGGAGAGCUCAUUGCUUUGCCUUUGUCUGCAAAUCGCAUAAUGGGAACACAGCAAAAUAUGAGGGUGUUUUUUUUUUUUUUUGCUCAGCACACUUGUCGGAAACAUCCAUCAGCUGUAAAUGCAGCAUCAUCAAGUGUUCAAUUACGCCGCCCCCAGGGGGACUCCCAUCACACUUCCCACUACAACAGACUGCAUAUGAACACGUCUAUUUGCCAAAUUGUUGUACUGAGCAGCACAUCAGAGGCUCGUUCUAUGUUUACUGUGUCAUGCAGGGACAGACAAGAUGCCCCCGCCCGUCCCAAUAGUUCUUCCUGAUUGUUUAACAGAAAUGCGACUCGCCUUUGAUCGAUUUUUAUGGCUCUGAUUGUCCUGGAGGACCGACAAUCCGAGGGCCAUAAAAACCGCUGAUGCUGGGUAUUAGAGAUGACAGAGGUGGACAUUCGGAUGUGCAUCAAAAUAAUUUAGCCCUGUGGUGACUUCUCAUUUUUCCGGCCUGUUUGCAAAUGCUCUGACCUUGCUCUGUGAAAUGUAUGUUCCAUUCACCGAGCAGUCUCCCAUUGAUUUAUGUUGCUCCUUUGGAUUUACUUUUACCUUGCCAUCUGGGCUGAAUAAUCACUUGAUCCAUAUGUUGUGGGGGGGAAAAAAAUGCCCAUACUGACUCCUGUUCAUUUCUCCUCUCCAUCUAUUUUUUUUUGUUCUUUUCUUUAU